CCAUCCUUUAUUGAUGCAAGUGUCAAUUGGUUGUCCACUGGCAGCACACCCAUACAUUUGGUUCCAGACAAAACUGAAAAACUUGAGCUUCAUAGGUAUUUUGACCAUCCGUUGACCUCCCAACAACAUUUAUAGGGUUUUCGUUCUUCAAUUUGGGGAUAUUGCUACUACAAAAUAUUAAUCUUCAAUUUCAAUUCCAGUUCCAAUCUAGAACAAUAUGCACUUAAAACCCCAAUAUUCUUCACUCCUAAAACUCCCUAAACCUUCAAUUCCUUUCAUCUUCAACCCAAACCCUAAAACCCCCCAAAACCCUAAACCAAAAUUAUCCGAAUUCGAGGUUUUAAACAGAUUAAACGACGAACAAGACAUCAAUUCAGCCACCCAGUUCUUCAAAUUCAUAUCCAAUUCAAACACAUUCCAACACACAUCCCUCACAUACCAAAAAAUGAUCGAAAAAUUAGGGCUAAAUUGCGACAUAAACGGGGUUCAAUAUCUUCUCCAACAGAUGAAACUGGAGGGUAUUAAUUUCUCAGAAGAUCUGUUCGUUAGUGUUAUUCAAUGUUACAGAAGAGCUGGGUUAGCAGAUCAAGGGUUGAAGAUGUUUUACAGGAUUCAAGAUUUCGGGUGUAAACCAAGUGUUAAGAUUUAUAACUGUGUUUUGGAUGGUUUGUUGGAUGAGAACAGGUUUAGUAUGAUGAUUCCUGUUUAUGGGAACAUGAAGAGAGAUGGGUUGGAGCCGGAUAGGUAUACGUAUAACAUUUUGCUGAAAGCGUUGUGUAAGAACGGUCGGAUUGAUGGCGCACGCAAGGUGCUCGAUGAAAUGUCUAAGAGAGAGUGUUUGCCGGAUGAAGUUAGUUACACCACAAUUGUUUGUUCCAUGUGUGAUGUUGGUAUGGUUAAGGAAGCGAAGGAGGUUGUUGCGAGUGUUUGUGGGCAUUUUCCGAUGGUUUCGGUGUAUAAUGCGUUGAUUAUGGGAGUGUGUAGAGAUGGUGAUGUAAAUGAGGCGUUUCGGUUGAUGGAAAAGAUGGUGGUUGAUGGGGUUGAAUUGAAUGUGAUCACGUUUACAACGAUAAUAAACACCCUCUCGGGUUUUGGUGAAGUUGAAUUAUCGUUAGCUAUCUUGGCGAAGAUGUUGUCGAGAAACUGCAAACCGAAUGUGUUCACUUUCACUUCUUUGAUAAAGGGUUUUUGUGCAAAAGGGAAAAUGGAAGACGCGUGUGAACUUUACAACAAAAUGACCCGAGAGGGCGUUUUACCAAAUGUGGUUACGUACAACACGCUAAUAAACGGGUUUUGCUCCAUUGGGAAUAUGCAGAAAGCCGUGUCUUUCGUUAGUGAAAUGGAACGACGAGCAUGCCCGCCAAAUGUAACAACGUAUGGAACGUUGAUCAACGGCUAUGCAAAGUGCAAGGACGUUGUAGGGGCAUCGGAAACAUGGAACAAGAUGAUGACACAGGGGUGCAACCCUAAUGUGGUGGUGUACACAUCAAUGGUGGAUGUCCUUUGUAGUAAUGUCAUGUUUGACGAAGCGUAUAACCUUAUGAACAACAUGAACUGCGCACCAAACGCUGCAACGUUCAACGCGUUCAUCAAAAGUUUGUGUUCAUGUGGAAAGGUUGAUUCAGCAAUGAAGUUGUUCUUUCAAAUGGGAAACUUGGCUAAUUUGACAACGUACAACGAGCUUUUAACGGGAUUUUCAAAAGUCAACGACUUUAAGGCCGCGUCUGACCUCAUACUCGAGAUGGAACGAAAUGGAAUCGGGCUUAACUUGGCCACGUACAACAGGAUUAUUAACAUGUAUUGCUGUAACAAUAUGGUAAAUGAAGGUUUAAAGGUUAUGGCUAAGAUGGUGGUGAAAGGGGUGAAACCUGAUGUGGUAACUUUUAACAUAGUUAUCCAUGGGUGUUGCAAGUGUGGCAAGGUUGACCUUGCGGGUCAACUUUUGGAGUCAAUGAGCCGAGAUGGAUUACGGGCUGAUUUGGUUACGUAUACGAGUCUCGUGCACGGGAUAUGUGGGCUGGGUGGUGUGGAAAAAGGGGAGGAGUGGGUUUGGAGAAUGGUGAAUGAUGGAGUUUGUCCUGAUAAAGGGAUAUGGAGUGUUUUGGUUAGGUGUUUGAUGAGUAGAAUUGGGUAUGGGGGUGCAAUAGAUUUGGUUGAUAGCAUAUUAGUUAGUUAAAACAAUAUAUGAAAAAAAACAAUGAUACUCCAGUGGUCA
This is a messenger RNA of Helianthus annuus (common sunflower), 2215 nucleotides long. RefSeq names its product pentatricopeptide repeat-containing protein At3g48810. The record is from RefSeq and is a predicted model, not a curated record. The transcript has a single exon. The coding region runs from base 218 to 2176 and encodes 652 amino acids. Lineage: Eukaryota; Viridiplantae; Streptophyta; Magnoliopsida; Asterales; Asteraceae. Gene Ontology annotation, molecular function: protein binding.